AAGUUACGUAGCAAAAUAACUAGCUUAAUGUAACUUUCCUAGUCAAAACGGUGACUUGCUACUUACGUGGAUAGAUAAGGGACCCACCCACAUUGAAACAGAUUUCUCUCUCUCUCUCUCCCUUGUCCGAAUCAAAUCCGGUAACUGAGAGCGGAGGUAAAAAAAAAAAACCUAAAUUUUUGUAAUCGUACGAUCUCACACAAGUUUCUGAAUCGUACUGCGUCCGCGAUGGCGGAGUUAGGGCAACAGACGGUGGAUUUCUCGGCUCUGGUUGGUCGAACGGCGGAUGAAUCGUUCCUAUCGCUCAAGGAAGUCGUUGAAAAUGCAAAGUCUCGGGAGCUUUCUGAUACUGAUGAGAAGGUUAGCCUCCUUAAGUACAUCGUCAAGACUCAGCAGCGGAUGCUUCGGCUCAAUGCGCUCGCCAACUGGUGUAAGCAGCAAGCUCGUGCUCCUGUCUACGACGUUCCCUCUGCUGUCGAGAUUUUGCUGACAGUGACAGGCUCUUAUCAGCCGCCUGCCAAAGUGUGUAGGCGAUGUGGGGAUGCAGUGCUCCUUGGACGAGCGUCAACACAAACCAGCACUGAGAAAGCUGGAGGUACUUGUACCUUCCAAACUACUUGAGUGGACAUGAGAUGCUCGCUGGAGAUCAAGUCUGGUUGCAGCCAGCAACUCCACCCAAGGGUGUGUGCUUCUGUCGGAGGCUCCUUGCCGUGUCCUCAGUUCAGACCUUUCAUCAUGGAGCACGUCGCUCAAGAACUGAACGGUUUAGAACGAAUCUGAACAGUGCAAACCCAAAUUGGAGCGGUGGGAACAGAGCUAAGUUUACCGCCUCUAGUGCAAUGUCAAGAGCCGUGAUGAGUCGUGUUGUUGGCAGUGUUGCUUCAGGGUUGUCUGUACGUAGACCACCAGGGAGUGGUGUGCCAGCGGCACAUGUGAGUGGCGAGUUAAACCCAGCGAUUAUCAGCGGUUUAGGUGAUGAUGGUGGAUAUGGUGGAGGAUGGGUUCCUCUUGUGGCUCUUAAAAAAGUUUUGCGUGGGAUACUUAAAUAUCUGGGAGUGUUGUGGCUAUUUGCUCAGUUACCUGAUCUCUUAAGAGAGAUCUUAGGUUCAAUCUUGAAGGAGAACGAAGGCGCUCUCUUGAAUUUAGACCAAGAACAGCCAGCUUUACACUUCUUUGUCGGGUAAUCCAAACCAAGAACUUGAGCGAAUUAUGUGUGUAUGUCUGUUUAUGCUUGUCUUCAAGUUCUGAGAGAAGGUUAACACUCUUAGGUUAACACUCUUCAAAAGGAACUUCUUACCAUAUAGAUAGCUAAAGUUUUUGUUUUUUUUUUUACGUUUUUUUUUGGAAUGUGUGCAUACAUAUUAUGCUGAUCUUUGUUCUUUUUUUCUUUUCUGUUAGGGACUUAUAAAACGUGUUGUAUGUAACCUUCAAUUUGCUAUACCACUUAAUGGAACUUCUAGUCUAUUUCAAAUA
Messenger RNA from Raphanus sativus (radish), 1473 nucleotides. Its product is annotated as mediator of RNA polymerase II transcription subunit 14. The record is from RefSeq and is a predicted model, not a curated record. Gene Ontology annotation, biological process: regulation of transcription by RNA polymerase II. Gene Ontology annotation, cellular component: core mediator complex; mediator complex. Gene Ontology annotation, molecular function: transcription coregulator activity. The transcript is spliced from 2 exons. NCBI's taxonomy places the organism in Eukaryota, Viridiplantae, Streptophyta, Magnoliopsida, Brassicales, Brassicaceae. Bases 633 to 1184 code for a protein of 183 amino acids.